Molecule: messenger RNA, 823 nt
Organism: Solanum lycopersicum (tomato)
Lineage: Eukaryota; Viridiplantae; Streptophyta; Magnoliopsida; Solanales; Solanaceae
Source: RefSeq, a predicted model, not a curated record
GCAUAAAUAAAUAGCAGCACCAAUAUGCACUAUUCCACAACAAUUCCCACAUUUACUUAUUCUCUUAUUAAAUAAUUAAAAAAUUAUACUUCUUGCCCUUUACAUCAUUUUUCUUUUUUUAAAAAAAAUGAAUCACUUUGCGAUCAAAUCUAUAGAAACCCCAUCUAUGAAAUCUGAAAAACACUUCAUUUUUGCCCAAAUUUUGUUGAGGAUUUUGGCUACUGCAUUCACUUUGACUGCCGCUUGCAUAACUUUCAAAAGCGCACAGACGCUCAGUGUUUUCAAUGUUGAGACCGAUGCUCGAUAUACAUAUUCUCCCGCACUCAAGUUCUUUGUCUAUGCAAAUGUCAUUGGAUGUGCCUUCUCAUUUUUUUCUCUAUUUCUUGCUUCCAUCUUUGGAUGUACGAAUCUUCACAAACACAAGUAUUUUUACCUUUUCAUUCAUGAUAUGAUUAUGAUGGAUCUAUUGCUUUCUGCAUGUUCAGCAGCAGCAACAAUUGGAUAUGUAGGAAAAUAUGGACAGAUUCGUUCAGGAUGGAUGCCUAUUUGUGAUUCUGUUACAAAAUUUUGUCAUAAAAUGACAGCCAGUGUUAUAUUCUCUAUUUUUGGGGUUAUUUUCUAUUUAUGUCUUACUAUUCUAUCAGCAUAUCAAUCUAGAAAAAUUCAAGUUUGAACUUAAUUAUUACCACUAAGAAAUUAAAAAACAAAUGGCAAAGUAUAUAAUAGUAGUAAAAGUUAAUUCUACCUUGUUGUAUCAAGAAAGGUAAAAAAAAGAAAAGCUUGUGUAAUGCAGAUGCAGUUAUUAUUAAAUAUUGAGAAAAUA